AUCAGUGAUUUCAUUAAUUAAAUUUGAAAAUUUUAAUAAUUUCAUAAAAAAGUGUAAUGAUUGCAUAUUUGAUUUGGUUAGUGAUAAAAUUAUAAUAAUGAUGCAUUUCUUUGCCUCCACAUUAAGUAGAGUACAAAACCAACCCUAAAACUCAAGUAAUCAAAAGUAAUACACGUACAAUAAAAAAAAUAAAAUCACCUGCUUCAAUCAUCCCAACAUUCUUACCAUGCAAAAAGAAAAUGACUCGUUAUACACUUUAAUAAAGCAAAGCAACAAUCUAGCUUUCUGGAACUUGUACAACUAUAAAUAAUCACUCCCACUACCACAUUUCUCACCACAAACCACUAGCCAUGGAUUCUACUUCAUGGGUCAUCUACCUAGCAGCUCUGCUUGCAUCUGUCGCUCUCUUGAUCAAGGCUUUCAUCGGUGGCUUCCGUAGCAGGAAGCUCAACCUUCCUCCCGGCCCAAAACCGUUGCCAAUCAUCGGCAAUCUCAACCUCAUCGGUUCACUACCACACCGUUCCAUCCACGAACUAUCACAAAAGUAUGGACCGUUGAUGCAGCUCCGAUUUGGGUCAUUCCCAGUUGUUGUGGGAUCAUCGGUGGAGAUGGCGAAACAGAUCUUGAAGACCCAAGAUCUCAAUUUCGCGUCGAGGCCCAAGACCGCGGCUGGCAAGUACACGACAUAUAACUACUCGGACAUCACAUGGUCCCCAUAUGGGGCCUACUGGCGCCAGGCUCGUAAGAUGUGUAUCAUGGAGCUUUUCAGUGCGAGGCGGCUCGACUCGUAUGAGUACAUACGUGUGGAGGAGACUCAUGCGCUCCUCCGUGGCCUCUUCGCUGCAUCAGGGAAGGCUAUUACACUGAAAGACUAUCUAUCCACCGUUAGUCUCAACGUUAUAAGUAGAAUGGUGUUGGGGAAGAAAUAUACUGAGGAAUCAGGGUCUAAGACGCCGAUUGUGACACCGGAGGAAUUUAAGAAGAUGAUUGAUGAGCUGUUCUUGCUUAGUGGGGUGCUGAACAUAGGCGAUUCCAUACCGUGGAUCGGGUUCUUGGAUUUGCAAGGGUACGUGAAGCGGAUGAAAGCGCUUAGCAAGAAGCUGGACCGGUUUCUUGAGCAUGUGAUCAACGAACAUAAUGAUAGGAGGGCUGGCGUGAAGGAUUAUGUGGCUAAAGACAUGGUCGACGUGCUGCUGCAGCUCGCCGAAGAUCCGACUCUUGAAGUCAAGCUCGAUAGGAGCGGCGUGAAGGCCUUCACACAGGACUUGAUCGCCGGCGGCACUGAGAGCUCGGCUGUGACAGUUGAGUGGGCCAUAUCGGAGCUAUUGAAAAACCCGGCGAUCUUCGAGAAAGCAACCAAGGAAUUAGAUAGAGUGAUCGGCCAACAUCGAUGGGUUGAAGAGAAGGACGUGGCCCACCUGCCCUACAUCGAAGCGAUCAUGAAAGAGACGAUGAGGAUGCACCCAGUGGCGCCAAUGCUCGUGCCCCGCCUUGCCAGAGAGGAUUGCACCAUUGAUGGCUAUGAUAUUCCAGCAGGGACCCGGGCACUUGUUAACGUAUGGACCAUUGGAAAGGACCCAUCUAUUUGGGACAACCCAGAUGAGUUCCACCCGGAGAGGUUCAUUGGGAGGGCAUGUGAUGUGAAGGGUCAGGAUUUCGAGUUGCUACCAUUCGGAUCAGGGAGGAGGAUGUGUCCAGGUUAUAGCCUAGGGCUUAAGGUAAUCCAGCUUACUUUGGCCAAUCUCUUGCAUGGGUUUAAAUGGGAGCUGCCGGCGAAAAUGGCACCAGAAGAUUUGAACAUGGAUGAAAUCUUUGGCCUCUCGACGCCUAAGAAGGACCCGCUCGUGACCGUCGUCAAGCCACGCCUUCCGGCUCAUGUAUACCAACCAUGAUUAAAGAUAAAUGUCUUAGUUUAUGCUCUUAAGUUUGCUAAUUAGUUUGUAUUUAGUUAUAAAAUGUGAAAUGUGGUAUGUUUGUGUGGCUAAAGUAUAUGUACGAG
Molecule: messenger RNA, 1999 nt
Organism: Magnolia sinica
Lineage: Eukaryota; Viridiplantae; Streptophyta; Magnoliopsida; Magnoliales; Magnoliaceae
Product: trimethyltridecatetraene synthase-like
Exons: 2
Coding region: 351-1892 (513 amino acids)
Molecular function (GO): heme binding; monooxygenase activity; iron ion binding
Source: RefSeq, a predicted model, not a curated record